Messenger RNA from Coregonus sp. 'balchen', 35863 nucleotides. NCBI's taxonomy places the organism in Eukaryota, Metazoa, Chordata, Actinopteri, Salmoniformes, Salmonidae. The record is from the annotation of a GenBank genome assembly.
GAACACACCCCUUCUAUUGCUGCGCUGACCUCUGACAGCUGCCUCUCCCUGGACAAACACGGAAGCAGCAUGGCGUCAAACAGCAACAGCUCCGAGAGCCAACGAAUUGCACAGCAAAGAUUGAGGAUAAUUGCCGGGCAUUUACAGAAACAUAAGGACGGUGACUCGGGGAUUAUCGCAACAGAAUGCAAAGCUGAAGCGAAUAAAGGGACGGUGCCUAGGAAGAGGUAGGAAUUGGCGCUGGUGAUGCGGUAGCAGUGGAUGGCUAUCCUGAAAUGCUAGCUGGUAGCUAAAAGUGAUUGUCAUACAGUAUGAAAUAGCUGUUAUGCAUUUUCUUGUCAUUAAGAAACAGCAUUGGUGUCUUUUACAAACGGAGAUGACCUCCUUGGCAUAUUAUUAUUCAGACAUCUCGGAUUUCAUUUAACUAAGGAAAUUAGCCAGCUGAAUGUGCGCUAACGGUAAUGGUCCUCAAACAAAGUGUUCAUUCAUCGAAGUGGGUGCGGCGGGACUGUAUUCUAUCCAACAAUUAUUUUUAUUGUGGGCUACUUAAAAUGUGUUAUAGGAAUGUUUGAUCUGUCACCCUCCGUUGAAAUGUAUAUUGAGUUGAGGUCAAUCAAUCGUACACCAUCUCAUGUACCAUUUUGUCAUAACUUGCCAAAGUUAUGUGACCAUCACUAGCCACUCGCAGUGAAGAGUGGGCAGCUGGAGUUAUGUAAAACUAUAAGAUUAGCUUGCCAACAUUUCAAACUAUUUCAAGGUAGCCUAUUCCAUUUCAAAUGUAUAUUGUUAGCUAUAGCUUGAUAGGCUACUGGCAUUGUUUUGAUACUGACAAUAUUCUGAACAACUAGGGAAAUCUCAGCUCUGUUUGACUGACAUGACAAGAAUUAGAAGCUACAUUCUUGAACAGAAGAAAGGGGUCAUUAUAAUGGUGAUAGUUCUAUAUUCUUCUAUAUGUAGUCUUAUAAUCUCUUUCUAGAGGUUGUUUUUCCAGAUUUGGUUGGGAUUUAGGAGUGGGACACCCUCUCCCAGUCAAAACAAUGAUUGAUAGAAAUCAAAAUGGGAUAAAGUUGAGCAGGAAAACUUUCCGCCUAAAACUUGGAUCUGAUUGGCCAAGACGUGUGGUGGUCUGACUCUCAAUUCCUUAUGAGGCGAGUGGGCUGUUCAGCUUUCACAAUCAUGCUGUAGUGACAUCUAGUGUCAGAUAUGUUUAAGCAACAGGGAUGACUAGAGCACAUUUUCAUAUUUAUACUGAACAAAAAUAAAAACGCAACAUGUAAAGUGUUACAUGAGCUGAAAUAAAAGAUCCCAGAAAUGUUCCAUGUGCAAUAAAAGCUUAUUUCUCUCAAAUGUUGUGCACACAUUUGUUUACAUCCCUUUUAGUAAGCAUUUCUCCUUUGCCAAGAUAAUCCAUCCACCUGACAGGUGUGACAUAUCAAGAAGCUGGUUAAACAGCAUGAUCAUUACACAGGUGCACCUUGUGCUGAGGAGAAUAAAAGGCCACUAAAAUGUGGAGUUUUGUCACUCAACACAAUGCCACGGACGUCUCAAGUUUGAGGGAGCGAGCAAUUGGCAUGCUGACUGCAGGAAUGGCCAACAGAGCUGUUGCCAGAGAAUUCAAUGUUAAUUUCUCGACCAUAAGCCGCCUCCAACGUUGUUUUAGAGAAUUUGGCAGUACAUCCAACCGGCUUCACAACCGCAGACCGCAUGUAACCACGCCAGCCCAGUACCUCCACAUCCGGCUUCUUCACCUGCGGGAUCGUCUGAGGGGAGGAGGGGGGGGUGCUGAGGAGUAUUUCUGUCUGUAAUAAAGCCCUUUUGAGGUGAAAAACUCAUUCUGAUUGGCUGUGCCUGGCUCCCCAGUGGGUGGGCCUAUGGCUGUGCCCCUGCUCAGUCAUGUGAAAUCCAUAGAUUAGGGCCUAAUGCAUUUAUUUCAAUUGACUGAUUUACUUCUAUGAACUGUAACUCAGUCAAAUCUUUGAAAUUGUUGCAUGUCGCGUUUAUAUUUUUGUUCAGUAUUCAUUUCUAUGGCUGCGUUCACACAGGCAAUUCUGACCAAUUCUGACCUUUUUUCCACAAUCACAUCAGAUAUUUUCACAUCAGCUCGUUUUCAGAGCUGAUCUGAUUGAUCGAAAGACCAAUUACUGAAAAAUCUAAAUUGGGCUGCCUGUCUAAACGCAGCCAAACAGACUGUUUUGUAAGAACCCACCCAUGUAACAGUUUGUACAAUAGGGGCCUUGUCAUGCAUUGUUCUGGUCAACUUUACACUAUUUAACAAUGUAAGGAAAUGCCCCCAUGUUUCUACCACAAGAAUUUCAACUAUUUGUUUUGCAUUAUGUAUGGCUCUUCAUUGUGUAAAUGGAACAUAUUUGAUUGAUAUUAGUUAGCCUAUAGGAAGUGUUUGAGGCAGAGAAGUGCUGAGGUUUAUUUCAGAUCAAACCUAACUCUAGGUCAGGUCAGUUAUGCUACCGUUUUUGCAUGGUGAGUUUGAUGUCCCUUGGGAGCCAGAUUUUCAGAUUUGGUGGGAUCUCUUUCUAUUACCCAAUGGAUGGUAGUUUUAGUGCCACUAUUGUUUGAACUAUGAAAAUAAAUCAUUAGACAUAAGCUUUGCCUAUUUCCCUAGUGUAAGUGCCCCCCUUCCACCAUUUUCCAGAUUAUAAAUAAUAUUGUGGACAACUUGCAUUGUUAUCAGUAGACAUAAAUGUAACCUUAAUGAAUUUGCCCACAUUGCCUACAUUUUGUGGAAUUGCACUUGGGUCGUUCCAUGACAUAAUGUUGAUGCUACCGUCUCUUAGGACCGAAAAGAGCUUCUGGAUAUCAGAACAGCGAUUACUCACCUCGAACUGGACAAAGAUUAUUUAUUUAAUGAGUCGGACGCAAAGGAUAUAAUGUCAUGUUGCUCCCAGACAAGGCCCAAAUCUCUGUCAUUUGCAUGAAGAAAUUAAGGAAAUACAGGGGGCGGAGAUCAGGGUGCCUUGUGAGAAUUUGUUGGCGAGUGGGUAACCCGCCUCUACCAUCCGUUCUAUUGGCCAACCUGCAAUCACUGGAGAAUAAACUGGAUGAGCUCCAUUCGAGACUAUCCUACCAAUGGGACAUUAAAAACUGUAAUAUCUUGUGUUUCACCGAGUCGUGGCUGAACGACAACACGGAUAAUAUACAGUUGGUUGGGUUUUCCGUGCAUCGGCAGGACAGAACAGCAAUGUGCGGUAAGACGAGGGGUGGGGGUGUGUGUCUAUUUGUCAAUAACAGCUGGUGCGCAAUGUCUAAUAUUAAGGUAGUCUCGAGGUAUUGCUCGCCUGAGGUAGAGUACCUCAUGAUAAGCUUUAGACCACACUAUCUACCAAGAGAGUUUUCAUCUAUAUUUUUCGUAGCCUUCUAUUUACCACCACAAACCGACGCUGGCACUAAAACCGCACUCAACAAGCUGUAUAAGGCCAUAAGCAAACAAGAAAAUGCUCCUAGUGGCUGGGGACUUGAAUGCAGGCAAACUUAAAUCCGUUUUACCUCAUUCCUACCAGCAUGUCACGUGCAACCAGAGGAAGAAAAACUCUAGACCACCUUUACUCCACACACAGAGACACGCACAAAGCUCUCCCUCGCCCUCCAUUUGGAAAAUCUGACCAUAAUAUAUAUAUUUUUAACCUUUAUUUAACUAGGCAAGUCAGUUAAGAACAAAUUCUUAUUCACAAUGACGGCGUACACCGGCCAAAUUGUGCGUCGCCCUAUGGGACUCCCAAUCACGGCCGGUUGUGAUACAGCCUGGAAUCAAACCAGGGGGUCUGUAGUGACGCCUCAAGCACUGAGAUGCAGUGCCUUAGACCACUGCGCCACUCGGGAGCCCAUUGCAUUGACACCCCCCUUUGUCUUUACCCUGCUGUUACUCGCUGUUUAUUAUCUAUGCAUAGUCACUUUACCCCUACCUACAUGUACAAAUGACCUCGACUAACCUGUACCCCCGCACAUUGACUCGUACCCUCUGUAUAGAGCCUCAUUAUUGUUAUUUUGUGUUACUUUAUUAUUUUUUACUUUAGAAAAUAUUUACGAAAUAAACUCAACUCAAUUUUCUUAAGUGCAUUGUUGGUUAAGUAUGUAUUUCACGGUAAGGUCUACACCUGUUGUAUUCGGCGCAUGUGACAAAUACAUUUGAUCUGAUUUGGACCAAUCUUCAUCCUAGCAAUGAGUAAGACAUGAGGAAUCCAAAGAAAUGGUCAAAAGCCACCCACGGACCCCCCACUCCCCACACCAAGCCCACCCCAAUUACAAUAAUACAGUAUCAGUUCUCUAUGUCUGACAAGUAGUAUGAAGCUGCAGCUAGGAAUAUUGUUUCUUCAUACUAUGUAAAUUAUUCUCAGUGAAUUUGGUGAUGGUUAUUGUCCCCUGAUCAGAGAAAUUAGUCAUUGAAGUUAAGGUUUAUGUACCAUCACACAACUUGAUAUUACCGUGUUUUGACCUAGGGGUGGUCGAUAUGAACUAAAAUUCAUAUCACAAUAUUGUCCGCUGUCCGGACGAUAAUGAUAUAAUAUCACGAUAUACUGUACAAAAAAAAACAACAACAUUUUAUGAGCCCUUCAAUGUUAAUAAAUGACAAAAUAUUGCUUUUACCCUUAUAGAAACAGAAAGGGGGCAUUGCAAUUUUUUUUUUUUUUACUUCUGUGGUAAACCUGUGCAAACAUGAAACAUAAACAAAGGUAUAUAAGUUAAAUAAAUAUGCAGUAAAAUAAAAUAAAAAAAUAUUUAAAGUACUCAGGAUGUAAAGAAAAUGUAAAUAUUUUUUACUUUUUCCUGCCAAAUAUAAGAAGUGCAGUCUUUUUUCAGCAUAACACCGGUCAUUAUUACAUUUUAGUCAUUUAGCAGACGCUCUUAUCCAAAGCGACUUACAGGAGCAAUUAGGGUUAAGUGCCUUGCUCAAGGGCACAUCAACAGAUUUUUUACCUAGUCGGCUCGGGGGAUUAGAACCAGCGACCUUUCGGUUACUGGCGCAACGCUGUUAACCACUAAGCUACCUGCUUAGUUGUAAACCUUUUUUAGACUAACUUCUUCAAGCAUUAACCAGACAGUGUGUAUGUUUCUCAGUUCACCAUGUAACAAUUCACUGCCUCCCUCUUCACAAGUUCCGUUUCAGGAACACCAGCCUAUUGACAGCUUCUGGCAUGUGACCACAUUGCGCCCAGUGCUAAAUGCUCUCUGAGGGCGAACUUGUGGCAGGGAUCCAUAAGUAUUUCUUUGUCAGACAACUCACUUGUGGGAAGUUGGAUGCGUGAACUUGCCACCACUCCAAAGGAUCAGCCUCACUGUCUGCUGCCAUCAUCAGAGUGUAGCGGUCCAGCUCUUGCUCGAUUACCUGUCUCUGGGUUCUUAAGGCAGGUGCACUACUGGUUUUCUUAAAGAAACUCCCAAGGCCCUUCUUGGACUUCUUUGCUUGUUGUGGAGCAGUGGCAGCUUCUUUCUCUCUCUCACUCUGGUCCUCUUCAAGAGAGAAGUCCCCCACCGCUGUGUUCCCUACCAGGAGGGCUUCUGUCUCGGAGGCAGCUCUCACCUUCACCUACACCAGCUUCUCAGUGGUCAUGUAGGUGGUCUUGAACCUUGGGUCCAAAAAGGUAGCCAUGCUGAGCAGCUCAUCUGUUUCAGGGUAAGUGUAUUUGUCAUUCAGGUAAUUGAGGACCCUCAUCUUAAUCUCUCGGGUCAGUUUGGCUUCGCCCUCAUUUGAUUUCAGAACUUCCGUCUUGAACAAGUGGAGGACCAGCUUCAGAUAGGACGCACUCACGUAUGUCUCUCCUGACAGGGCAUCUGUGAAAUCCUGGAAGGGUUUAAGUGCUGCCGUGAUAGAUUCAAAGACCUCAAUUUCUUGCUAGGAGGGUGCAAGGUGCCGUGUUUUUUUGUCUGCUGCCAGGACUUGUGUGAUGGCCUUUUCCUGCUCCAGGACUCUUUCCAUCAUCUGCAUUGGAGAUCCCCACCUUGUCGGGGAUUCCAUGAUGAGCUUGUGGAGGGGCAGGCUCAGUUUUAUCCUGUGCACUUGUCAGGGCCUUCUGCUUCUUCCAACUAUAGGAAAAUGUGCUGCCCACUUUCUUGCACACUCCUGUGGCCCGGGAAACCCGAGGUUCGUUUUGAACACUUCUCUCUGAAAAAUAAUGAAUCACAAUUAUUCAAUAGAAAUAACAUUGCAUCUGCUGUAAUUACAACCAUUUACAGCAUGGACACUGGACAUGAUUACAAAUGUAAUCCAUCUAUAGAUUUACAUACAACUGUUGUGAUUUAAGAGAGCUAUGUUGCUUUAGAAAACGGGAUAAUUUAUUGAGUAGGCUAUUUAUUAUUGAAAGAGAGAGGAUAGAUUCAAUUAUAUUGAAACCAUAGGCUAAUGUAUCAAUUAUAAAUAAAAGCAAUGUAAUCCAUUGAAUGUUUGGAUAUUGCACACAUUGACAAAUAUUAUAGAUUUGCAUAGCUGUAUAUAUUCGGCUUAACGUAUAAGAAGGAUCAGGCAGUGUAGUCAGCUAUAACUUUAAACAGAGGAGAUAAGGAAAACAAUAGUUAUUCUGCAUUUUAAGUUAUGUUGUUUUUAAGUUACGUUAUAAAAAAAAAAAAGUGUUUUGGAUGUUGAAACUUACCAAUAGCAAUGUGUAGUCUGUGUCCGAAACAUCCUAGUCUUGUCCAUUUGUUCAGCUCCAAUGCUUUGACCAUGUUCGAUCCGCUGUCGGUAGUCAUACACACUUGACGCGACUCUUUCAAGCCCCAGGAUGAAAGGGCCUCCCUCAGCCCAGCUGCAAUGAUUUCUCCGGUGUGGUCGUCUGGGAAAUAAGAGGUCUGAAGGCAUUUGCUUUGCAGCUUCCAGUUGUCGUCAAUGUAAUGAAUCGUGAGGCUAAUGUAUGGCUCUGUGGUCCGGCUUGACCAUAAGUCGGCGGUGGUAGAGAAGAAUGCAGUGUUACGGAUUUCGUUGGCAUCUCUGUCCCGACAUUCUGUGUAGAGUUCUGGCAGACAUGUUUUGCUGAAGUAUUUACGACUCGGGAUCUCGUAUCUUGGGUCUAGAGUUCGAAUCAGCUUUCUGAAACCGUCUUUCUCCACAGUUUGAAUUGGUUCCAUGUCUUUCUCUAUGUGAUAUGUAAUUGCACUCGUUAUCUCAUUCCACUUCUUGCUCUUCUUGUCAUAGGGAGUACCACUAACGAAUGAUGCCUUGAGUGAUAGCUGAGUGCGGGUCUGGCUUGAAGAUGUCUUGGGACUUGCGCCGCUGCUCCGGGGGUUUGUUGCACACAUUCUGGUAGAUUCUUCAUAUUCACGCACAUGCAGGGUUUUCGGGUGGUGAAAAAGAUUGCUGGUGUUUCCACCUUUGGCUAGCACAAUGCGUUGACACAACUUACACAGUACUGUUUGUUGGUCGGGGUCGGAUAUCUUAAAACCAAGCAUUCCUAACGACAGAGGAGGCCCCCUUUUUUUGAACCAAUUCUUUGUCGUCCUGCAAAUCAACCUCAAUAGUGUUAUUCUCCUUGUCUUCAGUCAUCCUCAAUGCUUGCUUACACUUUUGCGCUUGAUUUUCGGACACUUUUGCUAACGAAAGGAGUUUACUUCACUAAAUGUUUGCUUACUCUGCAGUUGCGCAUACUUGUUUGUUGACUUUGAUUAGCAGGCAGAUUGCGUGUAACAUCUAUGCUUCUAGUUUUUUUCUUUGCUAAAAAAGGCUAUGUUUUUAGUAAAAGAUAAACAAUUUGAACUAGCAAGCAUCAAGUCAAACAACAAGUAAAUGUUGUGUGCACUACGUCAUCACACACUGAUUUUUAUCCGAAACCAAGUCAGUUUGAUGGAAACACACCACUGGUGGGAAAAUGCACAUAUUUUCUUUAAUGCGGAUUUCAGAAUAUUCUCAUAAAAAUCUGUUGCCAGUUGGAGGGAAAGCUAGCUACAGGUGCAAAGGGAGUUUCCAGUGACAUAUUCUGACAUUAAGUUUGACUUGGUCCUUGGGAAACCCAUUGAUGAGCAUACAAUGGUGAAUGUGCGAGCACCUGAUUUUCUAGUUUGCUGAUUUGAUGAUGAGUACUGGAUUGGAAUAAAUUGUUCUAACUGUAAUGCUUCACUCUACAUUUAUAAAUCAUUAUAAUUUGAAGGUUCAGUCUUGACACCUUUUUCAACAAAUAACAGAAACAGCACCACCUAGUGGUCAUAACCUGGUAAUAUCAACCAAACAACUGAGAAUACAUUACACGGUAUGAAGAAACAAUACUCCUACCUCCAGAUUCAUACUACUUGUCAGACAUAGAGAACUAAUACUGUAUACUGGUUGUUGGGGUGGGCUUGGUUUGUGUGGUCCGUGGGUGGCUUUUGACCUCACGUCUUAAUCUUUGUUAAGAAGAGGUUUGGUCCAAAUUGGAUGUUAGGUACUAUAUUUAUUGAAUAUUAUAUGAAUCUUAUACAUUUGAAAUUGCCAAUUUGGGUGCAAUCAAUUAGCGUAAAUAGUUUUUCAACAAAACAAUGUUGCAGGAAUGCUUAUCUUCUCUAAUUACAGAAACGAUUUCAGAAUCUGAGAUGGUGGGUGUCGAAUUCCUCUUUCUUGUGCUUUUUGAGGUGGAACGACUCACUUGUCACUGGAGUGUAGGAAUGUUGUACACUUCAAAGCUGAGCUACUGGUCAUUGUCCUGCUGGAAUGUCAGUCUGGAGUUGACUUACAACCAAUACAUUGUUUCAAAAGGCAUUUUAAGGCCAGUCCUCUUAACAGACCUUCUAAAAAAAAAUGAUUCAGAGCUUCUAAAACAAGUCAGCCAGUGCCAAUCUCAGGAAUAUUGUCUCUUUCUGUUGGAAUAACUUGAGUGCAGACACAAAAUUACGCUACCACAUGAAUAAGGUUUUGAACUAGCCUAAUGUUUUUGGUUAUCAGCAUUUUCUUAUGCUGUGUGUAAUAUUUAUAACAGUACUUUCAAAAGAUUCCCCCAGCUCUCUUAGGAUUAAUGUUAGCUAAGGGACAGAGACCAGACCACUGUUGCUUCCAUUUAAUUGCACAAUAAAUUCAUUAACCUCUGGACAGCCGUAUUCGGCUGCUUGUUGAUGCGUGGAGUUGUGUCAUCGUCCAGUGUGAUGACAGGAGAUCACACAGACUGGCAUGGAGAGUAUGUCUCUGUCUCAUUUCCCAGGCUCCUCAUAAUUUACACUGCCUGGCUGUUUGGCAGGCAUUCAUCAUGGUUUUACUCCACUGUGUUAGCAUCCCAUCACGUGUACCAACGUGAGUUAUGGAUCCCUUCUAGGAGUAGUGGCCUAUUUCAUCUGUCUGCUGGGGAAAUCUUGAAUCAUGUCGUAUUAUAACUUAGUGAUUUCUGAAACGCAUUCCCUUAGGAUGAGCAUAGUGAUUUAACACAGAUGAAGAAGCACAUUACUAAACUGUCAGUGUUUAAUUAUGUAGUAGAUAUUGAGAUACUAAAAUUCUGCCUGACGUUUGAGUUCAGUGCUCAACCCUGUUUCUUGUAUCCUCUUCCAUGAUUAUCAUUAGGCCUAUGCCCACAAUGUUCCUUCCUUUCAAAAUCGUUUUAGGAGGAUAUCCAGUUGUUGGACACACCUUUGGUAAUGCAUAUCUAUGGUAUGCAUCAUGAUGCUUCCCCCAUGGAGUGUCAUUGUUGAAAGGAAUGUCCUUAAUGACAUGAGAUCUAAGCCACACCCUGACUGAUUGCUGUUGAUGAUAGUGUUUGAAAUUAACAGGUUUUCUUCCCCAACGUUACUGUGCCAAUAGGCUUUUACCCCUAUAUGCAUUUAGCAGCGGCGCACCACUGCUGCUAAAUCGUGGCAGUCACCCCCCCCCACCGCUAACUCUGCCACCACUGCUGAUAAAAGUCCUAGGGGAAACACUGCCAGUGGUUGGCUGUGUGCAGUACACAGGGGAAGGCCACCUUUCAGGGACUACACCUAGGUGUGACUGCAGCCUCCCAGACUGCAAAUAUGCUUACUGAUAGCCAUGUGGAAAGCCUGUUGAAUAACUGAUAGCAAAAUGAGGGAACACUACAUUUCCCCAUUGCAAUAGUUGGAUAAGUGGCAAAUAGACCACUUAUCCAACUACUACGGUUUGCAACAAAAUUCUGACAUUCUGACAUUUUCAUGAGGUGCAAGGCCAUGGCCUUCUAAAAGUGCUUGCUUGUAGUGUCUUGCUGCCUUGAGAUUUUUCUCCUGUGUCCUCCUUUGACCUCAGAUAGCAUUAGUACAGUAUUAGCUGGUAGUACUGUAACACAAUAAAACUGACUGCAACUGUUUGUUUCCCAAGGCAGGAGAUUAUGAAGUGGAAUGGCUGGGGGUACGGUGACUCCAAAUUCCUCUUCAACAAUAAGGGUCAAGCAGAAUUCACAGGCAAAAGGUACAGUAUACUGUCCCAACAUUUUCAACCAAUUUUUUUACUCUCAUGAAGAACAUAUUCAAUGUUCUUGUGUAUUAUGAUCUGUAAAUGUGAAUGUAUCCAUUAUUCAGUGAUAGAAUUCUCAUUCUGGAUUGCACUCUCCACUCCACUACAUACUACCUAAAACCUCCCCCUCCUCGGGUCGUCACUAGUUACCACAACCACAAAGUCAAAAACCCUGUCUAUUUCUACAAUUUAUCUGCUUAAAAUGUGAUUUUAAAUCUAACCCAAACAUUAAUCACACUGCUAACCUUAAGCCUAACCCUAACCUUAAAUUAAGACCAAAAAGCACAUUUGUGUUUUCAUUCAUUUAAAUGAUAUAGACAAUUUUGAGUUUGUGGCUGUGCUAUCUAGUGAAACCCCCUCCUCGCGAUACUCAUUUAGAGUGGGGUGCUAGUGCCAUCUAGUGGCUGGUAUCUGUAUCCUACAUAUCUUGCCUCAAUUCAGUCCCAGACAUAUGAGGUCAAUUAGUGUUAUUAUCAGCUGUUUGAAACUCCCCAUUGGAAACUCAGAUCAUUGCCUUGCAUGGAAUGUCUGUACUUCUACCCCUUCACCAUAGAUAGGCUAACUGGUGCUUUUUGUUUUGUGUAUGUCAACAGUUCUCAUAGGUGGAUCAUGGUUGGAUGUGUACAAUCUAACAAUUUUAGAAAUAUGCUGAAUGCUGUAGGAAAUUAUUACUUUGAAUCCCUGUGGGUGUAGAGAAACCUUUUAACUCUACUCUCUCUCUCUAGUGACUGAGGAUGACUUCAGUACACACAGGCAGCAGAAUGGAUCGCUCUUUUCUUUGGCAGUUUUACACCUUUGUCUAUCUCACAUUAUAGAGGCAGAGAUGGCCUUAUUGGUUUUUUACUUGUGAUGUAUGGUUUAAGAACAGAAAGCCUUGUCUGUCAGACUUAAAUCAAAGGGAUCUUGUAGACUCUGUACUGUAUGUAGAGCUGGGUUUGUGUAAUGGGGGGAAUUAUACAGGAUGCUGUGCAGGAAAUGGGUCCUCUGUUAUUCUAUGUUCAAAAUUGUAUCAACCACCUCUUUCCAUUCCGUGCUUUCUCUGUUGAAUUAUUUUUGGCUGCUACAUAUGCGUGGCUGGAUGGAAGAAAUGAAAGUCAAAGAGAGAUGUCUCCUCUUCUCUCCUCCUGAGAGAUUUCUCCUCCUCUGUGACAGAGGCUUUUUCAUUAAGGAGUGUGUUUCAUGGUCUGCUGGACAAAGGCGGACUACAGUCCCCUGAUGUGCUGCCCUCUGCUGUGCCAGCGGUUCAAUUAUUCAGCGGCUGGCGUGACGGGGACGGCACGGACGGCACGGACAGCGCUGUCAUUGGGCUCGCCUAAUAAACUCAUUCAGCUCCAACCACCACACGCUGACUUCAUACCAAUGACAGCCAGACAGUGUUUUCUGUAUAUAUUUCAGCAGUUCCCAGCAUAAGUUAUGUUUACCGAUUGGGUCUGGUGGCAAAUUGUGACGGGUAAUUUCCUUUCUUCUAAUCCUGUGUGUUUCUGUUCAUUGCAGGUAUAGGCUGAGCGGGAUGAUCCUGCCCAGUUUGCAGGACUGGUUUGAAAACACCUUUGGCGCCAGUGUGAAGCAUAAAAGCCCCGCGACAGUAAGUGUCGUUAUUUCCAACCCUUGUCUCCUGUUGGUUUGAAUUCCAAUGACUGCAGCAGUCAGUUAAUGGCUCCUCCUCCUCCUCCUCCCAUGUCUUUGUCCCAGCCUGCCCUGAAUGCCAGCGCUGUGCCACUGCCCAGUCUGAACGAGGCGUUCGUAGAGGACCUGAAGGCCACGGGCAUCCCCUUCUCCCAUGAGGCUGAGGACAGGGUGUUCCGUGCCCACGGUGAGGCAUGCUGGGAAGGCUCUGGUCCUCCAGGGGGAUGGGAGUAGUCUGGAGGGUUCUCAUACAGGCACUGUGUGAAUGUUGAGAUCAUGAUGCCGCCUCUAUUUUUACACAUGCAAAACAUAGGGAAAAAAGCUGCAUGAAUCAGAGUAAACUGUCAAGUAAUUAAAUUAUAAAUAUCACACUAAUUUUACUGAUCAUACAACCAUAAUUGCUUUUUUCGUAGUAUAUUAAGUAUAUUACAUUUUUUCACUCUUAUGUUAACAGGUCAUUGCUUACAUGAAAUCUUUGCUCUCAGACAAGGGAAGAAAUUUGAGCGGGUUCCGGACAUGGUGGUGUGGCCAAGUGAGUUUUGCGGCGCUACUAUUGUAAAUGGUCCUUGUUUUUUUUCCUUCCCUCCCACAUUGCAUUGCUUCUUUCCAUCUUGGCUUAGGUGAUUUAAAGGGUUAAUCUCUGCAGAGGCGUAGGGAUAUUAAUAUGUAUGAGCGGAGGCUUAAUAAGAAGCGUCAGGGGGAGGGCGUUUGAUACCCAAUACACCACGGCCGGGCCCAGCACAGUACCCCCAUGAAUUACGCCACAGAUUGGUUCACUGCAGUUAUGGCCGGCACUAUUUUAUCAUGUAAAUGAGUGUUGACUUAUGGCUGAAACUUGAUUAGCAGGCUCCCAAAUGGCCAGCAAAUCACGAAGCUCCUGUAGCAGCAUUCAAAUUGGAACGUCCCCUGGUUUUCUAACUCUCCAAAUCCACACAAAAUUGCACUCCCUCUAGCCUCAGUGAUGUAAAACGUGAAUUCCAGGGUAGUUACUUUAGUAUGGUUGUAUAUUUAAGUGGAAGGUUGUUAGUCUUGUGAACUCUUAUACCCACACCAAAGCCGCCCUUUGUUUAAUUGGAUGGCAGAGUGUGUUGGAACGGAUACAUUUUUCAUUGGCCAGCGAGGGAGGGCUUGAGCCCAGUGAAGCUGAUCCAUGUAGGUUGAUAUUGCUGUUCUGUCUCUUCCCCCUCACCCUCAGUCACUCAGCCAGGGGACCAGUGUGAAUGGACAUGGGAGCUGGGAUUGGCCAGAGCACCUUGUCCGUAUUGAUCCCCCACAUCCCACCCCAGAGACCUGGGCUUCAUGCUCUCUGGUUCCAUCUCAGGAAUGCCCCCAGCCAAAUCAGAGCCAUCUUCCCCCAGAAGCACCCCCUGGCCUAUCCCUGGCUCUCCCUGGCCUAUCCCUGGCUCUCCUCUGCUCAAAUGGCUUAGGCCUUAUGUGAAUGUUUAUUGUUUUCCGGAGGCUGAUGGUUUAUGUGGCAUUUCUUAUUCCCUUUGCCACAUGAGUACUCUUGUUAUCGCCCUAACACUAAUUUAUGGCUGUGUGUUUUAUAUAAUGACAUGGGAUAAAAUGUCCAUCCAAAUAUUGUUGUGGUAUUCUUUGCCUGCGCAGACUGCCACAACGACGUGGUGAAACUUGUGGAGCUGGCAUGCAAGCACAAUGUUUGUUUGAUACCAUACGGCGGUGAGUAUUUUACAUUUUUGUAAACUCAAUAGUACAGUUCAUUAUAAUAUCUGCUUUUUAAUGUUUUCCAAACUUAAUAACUGAUUUUAGACCAGAAUGAUUAUGAUACUGUAUGCCAUGUCUUGACCAUAUGACCUGACCAGGAAAAAGUAUACUACUAGGGCCCGGAGUUUUCCCCUGUUCAUGUGACAUGCUCAGGGAAAACUCCAGGUCCUAACCCUAACUGCUCUCCUGUCCUCCCCCAGGAGGCACAAGUGUGACCAGUGCUCUAGAGUGCCCCCCGGAGGAGACUCGCUGCAUUGUCUCCCUGGAUACUUCACAGAUGGUGGGGAAUCAGAGCUGCACAGCUGCACAUAUACAUGCAUCCAUACAGAGAUCUGCUCUGCUCAGCACUUUGUCUCAACACAACUUACUGUUUUACUCAUUUAUAUGACAGUAUAAUGUCUUGUAUAGUAAGAUUAACUGACAAUAUAUAGUUUAGUAUGGACAGUAUUAAGCCAGGGACUAUUUAUUUUAGAUGUUAGAGCUCCUAUUGCUGUGAAUGUUGGAAUCUACAACUUACUAUAGAUGUGCAGACAGGAAAGCUAGCGGUCAGCAGAGGAUGCUCCUAUAUCCACAUCAAAGCUUAUUCAGACUUCCAGCUGAGACUCACUCUCUCAUUAUCUAACUUUGGGAGAAUCCUGUAGCAUUAAUUUGCCAAGCUGUUCUCAGAGAAAUUACUGUUAGUGAAGGAAACCCAAUAGGAAACAGCAUUUAGUAGCAGUACUGUAUCACAGCGCUGUUGGACAACCCUCUGCCCAGGUGAUAUAUUGGCAGUCUGGACAGCGCUAGUCCAGCAGUCACUGAGGGGGUGACGUAAAUACUAGUGACCAGUGCACUGGGUCAAGGGUCACGGGGCAUAGCGGGUCUGAGGGAGGCACAUGAAAGGCUGUGUAUGACAGCAGCAGACACUUUAUUACCUCUGGAGAAUGAUUGAUGUCUCUGUGAGGGGAGCUCAAGCUGGGCCAGGAGGUGCCUGGAGAGCCUGAAACGAGAGGGGGAUUUGCUGGAUUGAAUGUUAAAAGGAGGUUAACCUUUUGGAAUCUAUCUGACUGAUGCUGUGUCCUCCCCACGGCCUAGUCCUCUAGUCACGCCAGCCACAUGUGUGCUGCAUCUCGCUGGUGGGAGUUGCUACUGAAAUACUCCCCCCGCGUCUUCAACAAUUACAAGAGCUUGGCUGUUAUUCCCUUUCUCAUUGGUAGAUGUUGUGGUCGCCACAGAAUCUGUAUUUUCCUCACAGUUGUUAUAAAAUGCUGCAUGCUGACCUGUUUGGGCUUAAGACCUCAACAACUGGAAUGUAUUUUAAGGCAGUAAUUCAAUGGGUGAAGGCAGAGUUGGAGUACAGUGAGGACAGCCAUGGGUAUUUGCUGUCAAUGCAACUGCAUUUGAAUAAAAAUCCUCUCCCUCUUAACCUUUAUCAGAUACAGAGCCUGCUUUUCACUUGGGCUGAAGUCAUAAGGCGUUGAACAGGAUUUUAUUUUGUUUGUUCUAGUGGUAUAAACGAUCUAAGCAGUGACAUUUUAUGACCUCAUGAGUUUUGUCUUUGUAUCUGCAGAACCGCAUAUUGUGGAUCGACGAGAAGAAUUUAGUCGCCCACGUUGAAGCUGGCAUCAUCGGUCAGGAUUUAGAGAGAUUAGUAAGUGUCUUGACUUCGUCAGUGCUCAAAUUUCUAAACCAUUUCUUACCCAAUGAUUUGCCAUGAAAGCCUCAUGUCAUUAAGAUGGUAAGAUGGCCACGAAUAAACUCCCAUCCUUUCACCUGUGGGUUAGUUGUUUACUGGGAGUACAGAGAGACCAUGCUAGGCAGGUCUGAAUGGCAGAAGAAAGGGUAAGUAUGUUCCACAGCGGAGCAGUGAAGGGUAGAGGCUCGGGCGAUGAGCAGAUGGCACCAUGAAGCUAAUUCAGAAAAAUGGAGAAGGAGCCAGUGUUUGAUGUGGAGGAAUGCGUGUGCUGCAUCUCAAACAGGCGCCACUUUUGCAUAUAGAGAGAGGCCAUUUUGACUGAGCAGAUGGCUCAGCAUUGAAAGCUGCCUGUCGGGGAGAGCAGUGCCAUAAAGCACACGGCCUGACUCUCCUCACAUCACCUGGAAGAGAGGUGUCAUUAGAGCAGACCUGGCCCUGCCUGCCGCAGGGCACUCAGACAGGGCUCUACAGGUUUAUUACCUCAAAUAUCUUUCAGCAUAGAGCCAGCCCAGCCCACCAUCCAAAACUAUUUUUGCUACUUCACUUAUUUUUUUGUGGUAGGUUUAUUUUAGACCGUUGUAAAAAUGUAUGAUGUCAUCAAGCUAAGAAUCUGAACACAAAAGCCCCUAACGAGCCCUCUAUUGAAUCCAACAAUGGAAGAGGAAUUUGUUUGUCUCAAGCUGUUUGGUUUCAUAACAAAUUGUGGUUUAUGCAAGCAAGUUCUUUUAACCACCUACAGUAUGUGCUGCUAUGAAUACUGAUGAGUGUACUUCUGUUGUUCUCUUUCCUCCCCAGCUCAACGAGAGCGGCUACUGUACGGGGCAUGAGCCUGACUCCAUGGAGUUCAGUUCUCUGGGCGGCUGGGUGGCCACUAGGGCAUCAGGCAUGAAGAAGAACGUUUACGGCAACAUCGAGGACCUGGUACGUGCCCGCCCUCUUCUCUCUAACGAGCUCUGAUCUUACUAGGAGACUGAACAGGCAAAAGAUUUGAAACUGAAAGGCACUAAUUAGCAACUUGCACGUGAAGUUGCAGGUGCGGCCGUCAAAACCUUCUGUAUGGGAACCAUUCUAUUUGUUUUUCCUGGGAAGAAGCCUGCUUGCUUUGGUUAAGAUCUGUCAAUGGUUGACAGAAUGUAGCCUUGAAUAUGACCUCAGCAAACCCAGGAAGCUCUUGUUUUAAACUCUAACCUGGAAAUUCCACUACUCUCUGCGGUUAUUAAAGUCAAACUUAGUGACUUGAGCUGCCAUCUUGAUUGUCCUGUGUGCAGGUGAUCCACAUAAAGGUGGUGACCCCUCGAGGGGUGAUGGAGAAGAGCUGCCAGGGACCACGCAUGUCCACUGGGCCAGACAUCCACCACUUCAUCCUGGGCUCAGAAGGUAAGACUCGCCUCUCCUCUCGUGGCUCAUGACUGCAACAUGAUAAAAGUUCACCCUAUCUGCAUGAGUUCACGCGUGUGCGUGUGUGUGUGUGUGUGUGUGUGUAUAAUGUGAUAGGGGUGUAGUAGUAACACGGUACUUCUCAUGUAGCGGCUCAGGUUAACUUUAACCAGAGUGGGAGAAGAGAUCUAGCCAAGAGAGAGGGCUAUUGGUUUUGGGGCCUCUGUGCUUCAUGCCUGCCCACGCCCCCACCUCUUCUGCUCCCCUGUCCUUGUGAGAGCCCAGUGAGAAUAGUGCCAUAUGCCAGGUUCCCACCCCCCACAUAAAGAGGAGGUGCAGGGACUCCUGGCACUGCAGUGUUCAACAGCUGUGGGUACACACGCUCAGCGACGCAUUGCAAGCUGCUCACUGACUCCACACUGGGGCUGGGCAGAGAUCUCCAUUUGUACUCAUUAGAAUGGUUUUUCGGGAUACUUAACGCACAUCUGCGAAUGAAAGCCUAACAACAUGUAUUUAAUUUAGUCCAAUCAACUCUUUUAAAUUACCUUCAAUUCAGGGACACAGAGAUUGAAAUAAAGACUAUCGUAAUCGUUGAAAGGGGAGAAUGGGUUGGCUCAGAUGUGCCGAGUAGUUGUUCCUCAUCUAACUGGUAUUAGGCUUGAGUUUUGGACCUAUUUGAGCCUGGUGCCUACUGUGAAGCCAGCCCCUGUUAGGUAGGAGAGGAGACAGGACCACCUUGUCCCCAGUCUCAGACACUGUGUGGGCACCUGGCUGGGCGGCCUGCUCUGCUGCUGGAGCUGAGAGAGAGAGAGGUCAUACCUCUGCUUGGUCUCAUUACAAUAUCUCCCCCUGCACACGCAUCCCACACGCUGACACUAGUCCACAACAACAGAGCCUAGCACUGGAACCCAAACACUGCUCUGCAUGUUAAGUGGCCAGGCAUCUAUUUCAAUAAAAAUGACUAAGAACCCUCUUCCUCUUCUCAUUCCACACACAGUAUCCCUCCUCUCGCUAAUCUCCCUGACCUUGAAGUGACCUGAAUACCAAAGUAUUUCCCUCUGCCCUUCUCUAAGCAGUGUGAAAAGGGAUUGAUUGGAAUAAUCAAUAAUAAUCAGGUUUCUGUUUCAAAGCCAUUGCCAAUGUUAUGCAGGUGUGUGAAGCAGGCCAGCACUAAUCGCAUGUUGUGUGGAGUUAAUGUGAUGUGAAACUGCCUCCUUUGACUCCUUAACGAGUGGCCACAGGUUUCAGCAGCAUGGCAUCUCACAUAUCAGGCUUGUUCACUGCCGCUUUUUUUCCUCUCUGUGAUAACAGAACGUAGGAAAUAGGUACUGCAUGGUGCUGGCUCCUCUGUUGGAAGGGACAUCUCCUCUAAACAACCCUGGUUAUAGCGAGGUUAGCGAGGGCUCAUUUACAUAGAGGAUUGCGGUAAAAAUGGCUCUUGCUGUCCCACUCGCACGCGAUACGGUCUCCCCCUCUGGAGUUAGUGUGUUAGUUGACCUUGCUGAGAGCGUUGUGCUGGUCCUACCCAGCCUCCUCUCCUUUCUCUCUUUCUCUCUCUCUGUCUCUGUCUCUGUCUCGCUCUCUCACUCUCGCUCUGUCUCUCGCUCUGUCUCUCGCUCUGUCUCUCGCUCUGUCUCUGUGCUCUGGGUUCUACCUCCACUCCUCCACCACAGUGUGGGUGUGACGAUGCCCCUGAGAGGAGGCCCAGGGUAUGUGCAGAGGCGUGAUGAUGGAGUCACAUGUUCUCGGUUGGGCCACUAGAGAGCAGCAUGUGGCAUGUAGUGUCACAUUAAAAGGCUCAUUAACGGCCUUGGCAUGCACAGGACAGCCCCUAAUGGAUAUGGCUGUACAGACUAUAUGUGUCAUCUCAAUGGGACAACACUAAUGCACAUUACAUGAGUCAAGUACACAUUUACAGAAUUACAGAUUAAUCUAAAGGAAAAAGUCCUGUAUUUGAGAUUUCAAAAACAUUUUACAUUUUAGUCAUUUAGCAGACGCUCUUAUCCAGAGCGACUUACAGUUAGUAAGUGGUAUUAGAAGUGUUAUUGAUGAUUUCUUUUGAGGUAACAUUAUUGUGUGAAUUCAGAGCGAGAAUAGGCCAAGACAGUGUAUGGCUCAACUUGACCUGACAGUAUUUAAUUAUUGUGGAUAUUUUCUCAAAUUAGCCAACGUUCAUAAACACUCAUUAAGCCGUUAGCAAGACAUCUGUGUUUUUUAUGGAAAUAGUAAUUAAAGACAAUAUAUUAAAUAAACAUCACAUUUUGAUUUCCACCCGCAGAAUUAUAAACUGGUGCCUCGCUGAGGUUAUCACUAUUUACAGUGUGAUCUCAUUAAGAUAAAAGCUUUAUUAGAAUCCGUUCCACCGUUAAGGUUUUAUAGAGCCAGUUACUCCAUCUAUACUCUCCAUGGGAUUUGUAAACGGCACUAGGCUAAACAUAAUUCCUUUAUUGGUGCGUUUACUGCAUAGUUUGGCCCAUUAGUUGUCCAUAUUUUGCCAAUUGGGAGUCCGUCCAUUCAAAUUGUCAUCCAUUUCUACAACAUCUUGUUCGUCUUUCUGAAACACGGGAAAUGGCGUGUCUGCUUUGAUAGAGAACUUUCCUUAAGGGACAUGUUUGCGUCCCAAAUGGCACCCUAUUCUUUCUAUAGUGCACUACUUUGUACCAGAGCCCUAUGGGCACUGAUAAGAAAUAGUGCACUAUAAAGGGAAUAGGGUGCCAUUUUGGACAUUGCAAUUCUUGCUCUGGGCAGGGAAAAUUCUACCUGCAGGUAAUAGAAGGUGGAACAUGACACGUAAAGCUGCAGACACAGUGGAUACUUUGUGGGGUCAGGGGUUAGCUGGGAACCCUGGGCGACAUGUAAUGUGCUCCUGGUGUUGGCCUUCCUUUGAUAUGGACCUGUUUUAUUUCCUCGAUAAAUCUCAUUGGUCUCCUGUGAGCAGCAUGAAACCAGAUCACAGAGGUGAAAGGUGGCACAUAGGUCACCACCAAUGAUGUGAUGGUAAAGACACUAGGUGGGUAAACAACGUUUACAUGUGGUUACCCUCCACUACACCACUGGUCAUCACCCGCCCAGUUAGUUAAGUCAGGCAUUAAAGCUUCAAUUAUGUAGCACAAUCAAACCUAACCACAACCAAUGUCAGGCUAUUGUUUUACAGUCAUUCUUGUAUGAGAACCUUGGUUUCAAUAGUAUGCGCCCCUGUGUUUUCCACUAGGAACUCUUGGUGUGGUUACUGAGGUAACGAUGAAGAUCCGGCCAAUCCCAGAGUACCAGAAGUACGGCUCAGUGGUCUUCCCAAACUUUGAGGCGGGAGUGUCCUGCUUACGAGAGGUUGCCAAGCAGGUAAAGACCAUUACCAUCUUGUGUUUGUACAAUGUACCUAUUGCGAAUAGGUUACAUUAUAAUAACAGUGAGAACAGUAGCUAAACUAUGCAGGUAUUGAACAGUGCAGAUCAAUGCUAUAUUGUAGUGUAAAAACAAAGUGGUCAGGUUAUGUUUGGCAGAUCUCCAAAUCUGGGAAGGAAUUAAUUUGAAUGAUAAUGAAGACCAUAAUAACAAAUAAGUUCCUCUGCUUGCUCUGACUGGGUAGUGCUGAUGCAACCAUUAUUGAUGACUACAAUUUGUGCAGCUACGUUCGUUACAGGAAUUAGUUGAGUCGGUACAGUAGUAUAGCGUAUAGCACACAAUUAAGGUAUCGACCAUUGAGCCUUGGCUUUUCAUGGACGUAUCCACACACUACCAGGAAUAUCUGCUCAUGUCUAUAGGUUGUGUAUGAUUGUGAAACAAAUGUUAUUUCAAAGUCAUUUGAAAGGUUUUUCUCUAAAUGACGAAACGUAAUGCAGGUUAAACUUUCACUAGGAAAAUUAGUAGAAUAAUGUGUGGGAUGGGGAAAUGUUUACAAAAUAAAAUUAAACAUGCUCCUAAAUUAAUUCUUUUUUCUCCCAGAGGUGUGCACCUGCAUCCAUCCGGCUCAUGGAUAACGAACAGUUUCAGUUCGGUACGUCAACAUCAUUCAGAACCCUGCCAUUUCAUCUCUGCAAAGGAACCUUUUGAUAUACAUUGUGUACAAAACAUUAGAACACCUUCCUAAUAUUGAGUUGCACCCCCAUCCCCCUUUUGCUCUCAGAACAGCCUCAGAUCGUCAGGGCAUGGACUCUACAAGGUGUUGAAAGCGUUCCACAGGGAUGCUGGCCUAUGUUGACUCCAAUGCUUCCCACCGUUGUGUGAUGUUGGCUGGAUGUCCUUUGGGUGGUGGACCAUUCUUGAUAACCAUGGGAAACUGUUGAGCGUGAAAAACCCAGCAGCGUUGAGCUCUUGACACAAACCGGUGCAUCCACCAUACACCGUUCAAAGGCACUUCAAUCUUUUGUCUUGCCCAUUCACCCUCUGAAUGGCACACAUACACAAUCCAUGUCUCAAGGCUUAAAAAUCCUUCUUUAACCUGUCUCCUCCCCUUCAUCUACACUGAUCGAAGUGGAUUUUACAAGUGACAUCAAUAAGCUAUCAUAGCAUUCACCUGGUCAGUCGGUCAUGGAAAGACCUCAUAAUGUUCAUAAUGUUUUGUACACUCAGUGUAUCUUUGUUUAACAUGGGAGCUCAAAGUGAAGUAGUAGACUAUGCUGUCUGGCUCCACACCCUGCCUGUGCUGUGUGGCUGACCUGGUUUUCAUUUCUAAGUUAUUCCCUCUAGCCCCCUCCACAGUCCACUAAAAUGUAAAAGGCUGGGGUCUGAGGAACAUGCAGCACGUGCCUUCUAGUGAUGGGGGAAAAAAGUCGAUACAGUUGCAUAUCGGGAUAUUAUUUUUCAUGAAAUAUUGUAUCGUUUUGACAAUAACGCAAUAUUAUUUUUGCGCUAGUUGGCUGGACCUGCACCAAAACUAUUUAUUUUCAGCACAUUUAUUUCCAUGACUGAUCAGAACUCGUUUUCUCAUGACUCUCGUCCCUCUGCAGCAGACAUAUGGUGAGGAAUAUGUUUGGAACAUCGAAUCGCAAUAAAAUCACAGUAUCGAAUCGCAAUACAUAUAGAAUCGUGAUAAUCACAAUAUAUAUCGUAUCGGCACCUAAGUAUCGUGAUCGUAUCGUGAAGUCCCUGGCAAUUCCCAGCCCUAGUUCCUUCAUAUGCCAUAUCUUUCUACUCAGAGUCAUUGUCUUUUGAAAGUAGUCUAAUUCCUUGAAUCUGACAUUCUUUUUAAUUGCCAUUUGGCCUGGUUUUGUGUGAGGCUUUUUUCCCCAACUGUAAUCCAUUUGAGAAAAUAAUAUAGCAUUGGCAACGUUUCUUCAUGUUUGCUUUUGGCUCCCUCUGCUACGUUGCAUUAAGUUAAAUUGAUCAUUAUUUCAGCAGAGUAGCUAGCUGCACACACACGACUCGUGGAUUAAAGCCCAAUGAAAAAUGACCUUGGCAACAAUUAAGCAGUUGUUAUAUUGAAGUUUUACAUUAUUGUUUCUUGAGGUCUGGUGGAAUGUAUCAGGCGUUGGUGCCAGACAUCUUUGUAAAGUUCUUCAGUCUCCUGGGAUCUCAUUAGCCUCCUUAUAUUCCCACUUUUCACCGAGUGAGCACUUCUUAGCAUUAAGCAGGCAAGAUGAAGCGACCAGGUUUCUCACUAAUAACUGAACCUCAGUCCGGACUGAUAGGAUACCUUCUUGGCCUUAUUAGUGCCUUCCCAGCAAACCGGGAACAUUCCCAGGACAUUAGCUAACAUUCCCAUUAAGUUCUAGUUAGGAUUUUAUCUAACAUUAGGAUGAUAACAUCCCAAAACAUGCAAAUAAUGUUGUUGGUAACAAAAUAUUAUUGGAAUGUUCUAGCAUUCACUAAAAUGUUGUGCACAACAUCUGUAACAACCACCACAGAACAUUCCCCUAAGGUUUUUAUUAGGUUUCCAGGUAAUGUAACAAAAUGUGUUCUGUGAAUGUUCUUGCAACAUCAGGCAAAUGUUUUACACAAACAUUGUAUAAUCAUCAGCACAACUGGACAGUUUUUGUGUUUUGGGGCAACCUAAUGAAUGUUCACAGAACCUAUUUUUGUUUGCUGGGUUGUCUUCCCUUUUAAUCACCCUGGCUGCUGAGUGAAGGGAUCUGAUGUAGUCCCCUGUAGCUCAGUUGGUAGAGCAUGGCGCUUGCAACGCCAGGGUUGUGGGUUCGUUUCCCACGGGGGCCAGUAUGAAAAUGUAUGCACUCACUAACUGUAAGUCGCUCUGGAUAAGAGCGUCUGCUAAAUGACUAAAAUGUAAAAAAUGUAAAUGUAUUCAAUGGGCCUGCUCAUUUCAGAAUAUACAAUGUACUGUAAAAUAUAGGGGUCACUUAUCUCAAUACGCUAGUUAGAUGAAAAUGGCAAGUGGUAUGUUGGCCGUUGACAUGCAUUAAAUGCAAAUGAACAAAAGGGAGAGGGGGGGGGAAUGACACACUGUAUGUGUAAUCCCCCCUCUCUCUGGUCGUUGAGUAUUUAAUUAAUGAGCGUGAUGGCUGCGGGAGACCUAAAGACCCAAAAUCAAAUUUGGAAUGGAAACAAUUGGAACACUAAGUGAUGAAGAGACUGUGAGACGGAGGGGAAGAAAUGAAGUGUUCAGUCUCCACAGAGUCACCCAGGACUCUACCCCACUGUGAUUGAUAACCAUCCCAUCAGCUCCAGACCCUCAUUUUAGCUUGUCCACAGGCGCUUUGUGUGUCCGAUCACGAAUAAAUCAAAACGUGCGGUGGCUGAGGAAGACGGAUAUGGCCGUGUCAAGCCCACUUCCCCUCGGAAACCCACUGAUUUAUUGUCCCUGUCGCAGGCAGCCUACUGGCCACUUGUAAAGUUAUUCAAAUGUUACCAUUUAUUUUCCUCCCUUUGUUCCCACACCCAAAUAAAUAUGACUUAGUUGCCCUGUUAGAGUCCUGGAGGAAACAGGCAGGAGAUGGGUGGGCUAAGUGUGACCAAAUGUGUGAAUAAAUGAUAUCGGUGUUUCCUCUAAACUGUAUUGUCCAAAAGAGGAAAGACAGAGGUCCACUUGGUUUUGAGUUGAGGGACUUGACCCUUCUGUUUCUACAGGUCAUGCCCUGAAACCUCAAGUGUCGUCCAUUUUCACAAAUUUUGUGGAAGGGUUAAAGAAAUUCUACAUCACCAAGGUAAUUCUUAAUGGUUUGGCAGAAAUACUACUCCUCAUUUCUCUCUUGUCAUUUGUACUUUCUGGAAAGUGUUAAACAAAUUUUACUUACCUGUUUUUCCCAGUUCAAAGGAUUCGACCCCCACCAGCUGGUUGUUGCCACCCUGCUGUUUGAAGGGGACCGCGAAAGGGUCCUGCAGCACGAAAAACAAGUUUACGACAUUGCUGCAAAAUUUGGGUAAGUAGCCCCUCACCCCUAUUUCAUUCUCUCAGGUCAGUAGAUGUUACCCAACAUGUAUCCUACAUUUGUGAGGGUUAAAUUCCCCCCUUUAGUCUGGAAGACUGUCUUCAGCACACAGGUUGCAUUCUAAUCAGAGAACACAUACAACACAUGACAAAACCACAGUUGGUACUUGGUACACUCCUCAUUGUGAGAAAUCUGCCUUAGGCCUUGCUUGGAGGCAUUCCAUUGCCAUAGUGGAGGAGCUUGGCCCCUCAUGCUGAAGGUGGUGUGUUUGAACCAAUCUAAGACCAAGUAUAAAGAGCAGUGUGAUGGAUCACCUGUGGCCGUCCUCCUGUCAGGCCUACUUUGGUGAUGGGGGGGUGGGGGGGUGGAGGGCCCUGGCUCUUCUGAUUGAUUGUGAGGCAGAUCAAUAGAGGCCUUGGUGGAAAUAAGUGAUCUAUCAUCCGGAAAGGGAUUCUAUCUCUCUCCAUUCUGUAUGUCUGCUCAUUAACUACAACAGCAACAAACCUGGGUUCCUCAUAGUUCUCCUACAUGUUCAAUUCACCUGCACUCGUGGAAUUCUGGAAACAUUCCUUCACUCUUGUAACAACCCUGUAUACAACUGAAAGGCCCAAAAUAAUCGAUAUAUAUACAAAAGUGUGUUUGUGUCCGUUUUGUGGUCUGUAGUACCCCAGAGGUCAGUGAGUAGGGACUUGGUGAUGAAGCCGUGCUGUGAGGCCCAUGUCUGAGGUGCCUGAGGGCCUCCACACUGGGCUGGGGGGACCCACCCUGCCCGGAACCACACGGUUCCACACCAUUACAGAGGAAUCGGAGCAUACUGUAGAAAAUAACUCACUUCUUCCUUCCCUGAACACACCUCAUCCACUCUGCUCCUAGUCAUCAUAAACAAACCUUUCAUGAAAACACUGGACCCAUGAGAAAUACCGUUAUUGUCUUGGUGACCCUAUGGAUUGUGUAUUAGUGUUGCUCCUUGGCCCAGUGCACAGCUUCCAGUCCAUUCCUCAGGUCACUGGCUUAGUGCCCUCAGGUAAUAUCCUGACCAAUUCAUGAGUUUAAUCAUUGAAAAGGCCUCACCUACCAGGCAGUGUGUUGCGUUUUGUUUUUCCAUUAUUUCAAAUCAACCGUCAUCAACUGUCGAGAGCCUGUGAUCGAUUGGGUGGGUCUGUAAGGGAUACUUUCUUCUGGUUUUAAGAAAUAAGGGGAGAAAAUAACAGGUAAAUCAAUAUAGUGAUUUCUUAAUGAGCGCGUCCUGAUUAGUUUGGGUAGUAGGUGAAAAUUGUGUUACCCACGGCGGGUGAUGGAUGUGUGGGUGACCCGCAGGGAGGCACAGAGCGGCAAUCAUUGAUUUGAACAUUGUGGCAGUGACGGGUGCUGACGGGCAUCACAGGCAGCCGUGGUCAGGGAGAGAUGACAGGGCCAGAAAGGAACCUGUUAAAUAUUAACCCUGUUAUCUGUUUCCAGGGGCCUGGCAGCUGGAGAGGACAAUGGGCAGAGAGGCUACAUUCUGACCUUCGUCAUCGCUUACCUCCGGGUGGGUCAUUACUCCCCCUGUUCUCCUCUAUUCUCCCAUACUCUCCCAGUGUCCAGAGACAGCUAGGGGAGGGAGGGGGAGGGGGGCACUGCUAAACAGGGGCAGAUGGAUGGAGACCUCUGUCAGCUGAUAGGGUAGAAGGAACAUACACACAAAGGCUGCAGAAUGUGACCUCAGAGAUAUCUGGCCUCUGUUCAGUCAGGGAUGUCAUGUUGUCAUUCAAGGAAUCUUGGCAUGAGCAAUUGACAGUGAAAAGCGCAGAUUUUUUUUACGUAAAUUGUGAAACACUAGCUAUGUUGUGUGCCGCUUUAUUUGACAUCCAAUAAUAGUUAUUUUAUUAUAGAUUGUCCCCUUCUCAAAUCCAAGCCAUUUUACAUUUGUAUUUGUAUUUUCUUUUAUUAACAGGACUUGGGGAUGGAUUACUACGUGGUCGCAGAAUCAUUCGAGACAUCGGCACCUUGGGACAGGUAAAGACAAAGUUGGUAACUUGUUUAACCUUUGUGAAUGAACGAGUGUCUCUGAACUGGUGUGACAAUUCGACAUCACUCUUCCCACACAGUCAGUUUGAAGAGCCCCAAAGACAAGUAGCUCAGCCCCCCUCUCCCUCUCUGACAUUCACCUUCAUGCCUGCCUUCUCCCUCCAUUAACUGGCUGUGCGUGGGAGGGAAGACGGCCUCCUCAGCCCCAGCCUGACACUGUGCUGGGGAGCGAGAGGGAAAGAGAGAGAGACACGGCCAGUGUGAUGCGUUCAUGUGUGUUGCUGGAUGUGAGAUUUAACAUGAAUUUCCAACAUACAGUGUUGGAAAUUCAGUGUAAAAACCUUCCCAUUAUAUAACCACACAGUUCUUCCCACACAUGCACAAACAUGACUAACUCCCUUGUACCUUAAAGCGAAAUCUCAGGAGAGACACACACGGACACAGACACACACACGGACACCAACAUACACGUGUGCUCAGCACCCCACUGUGUAGACUGCCUGAUGGGGGUUAGCAAGGGAUCAGGCGUGCAGGCGAGCAUAUGUUCAGGGCUCAUUACCCCUCUUCCUCUUCCUCCUCCUCCUCCAUCUCUCCACACUCGGCUGCACAUGCCUGGGAGUGACGGCCAUUAGAGGCCAGAGUGAGCCAGUCUCUCCCAGCUACAAAUACCUAGCACUGCAGUCUCCAUUCUGUCCGUCUCUCUGUCUGUGUACCCCAACUGUUCAGGGCCAGAGGCCUUCACUUCACACAACUCCGACAGCUCAGCUCCACCUGUCAUACUGUGUUAAAUCAUGGGGUUGUGCACCCUAUUCCCUAUAUAGCAAUGCACUGUGUAGGGAAUAGGGUGCCACUUGGGUCUCAGACAGGGCUUUCAUCAUGUCCUAACAUUCUUCUACUCUUCAGGAGAACAUGUUAUUGAGUAUGUUUCUUUCUCGUGUUGUCUUUCUUCAGGGUAUUGGACCUUUGCCGGAAUGUCAAAGAGCGUAUUAACAGAGAGUGUAAAGAGCGAGGGGUCCAGUUUCAACCCUUGACCUCAUGCAGGUACGUUUAGGAAGAGACCUUUCAUCUGUCUUGGUUCCGAGCUACAACACACUUGCUGACAUUGUGGAGAUCAUCUUAAAAACGUCUACCUAAUCUCUGCAUCUCUAUGAUUCAACUUGUGUACAUAUUUGACCGUUGUGGUUGAUCAUAUCCUAUGAUUAUACCUUCUAAAACGUGUUCCCUACUAUGAGUGGGCCAGUAGUGUAUGAGCAGGCAAGAGAGGAGUCCUGUGUGACCUUCCCUGUAUGACCUGGCCACACACACAGACCGCCUGCUCCUUGCUCACUGUGGACAGAUUAGGGCCCAACCUGAUUAUGCUUCAGCCAUUUAUUUCCUGCCUGCAGUCUGUCACAAGAUUGAUUUGCCCAUUUAAACUCUAGAAGCCAGCACACCCUCCGAGCAAUAGGCCAUGUCAAAGGAACAACAGCUCUUCCCACAACUCCUCAAAAGAGACGGGCUAGAGCAAAACAACACAGUAAAGAGACGCGCUAGAGUUAAACAACACAGUAAAGAGACGGGCUAGAGCAAAACAACACAGUAAAGAGACGGGCUAGAGCAAAACAACACAGUAAAGAGACGGGCUAGAGCUAAACAACACAGUAAAGAGACGGGCUAGAGCUAAACAACACAGUAAAGAGACGGGCUAGAGCAAAACAACACAGUAAAGAGACGGGCUAGAGCUAAACAACACAGUAAAGAGACGGGCUAGAGCUAAGCAACACAGUAAAGAGACGGGCUAGAGCUAAACAACACAGUAAAGAGACGGGCUAGAGCAAAACAACACAGUAAAGAGACGGGCUAGAGCUAAACAACACAGUAAAGAGACGGGCUAGAGCUAAACAACACAGGAAAGAGACGGGCUAGAGCUAAACAACACAGGAAAGAGACGGGCUAGAGCAAAACAACACAGUAAAGAGACGGGCUAGAGCUAAACAACACAGGAAAGAGACGGGUUAGAGCAAAACAACACAGGAAAGAGACGGGCUAAAGCUAAACAACACAGUAAAGAGACGGGCUAGAGCAAAACAACACAGGAAAGAGACGGCUAGAGCUAAACAACACAGUAAAGAGACGGGCUAAAGCUAAACAACACAGUAAAGAGACGGGCUAGAGCUAAACAACACAGUAAAGAGACGGGCUAGAGCUAAACAACACAGUAAAGAGACGGGCUAGAGCUAAACAACACAGUAAAGAGACGGGCUAGAGCUAAACAACACAGUAAAGAGACGGGCUAGAGCAAAACAACACAGUAAAGAGACGGGCUAGAGCUAAACAACACAGGAAAGAGACGGGCUAGAGCUAAACAACACAGGAAAGAGACGGGCUAGAGCUAAACAACACAGGAAAGAGACGGGCUAGAGCUAAACAACACAGGAAAGAGACGGGCUAGAGCAAAACAACACAGUAAAGAGACGGGCUAGAGCUAAAACAACACAGUAAAGAGACGGGCUAGAGCUAAACAACACAGGAAAGAGACAGGGAAAGAUACUCUUGUACUGGUGUUUCCUUUCCCUGAAGGACAGAGUUGCAUUGAUAAGGGUUUAGUUUCAUUUUCAAUGCAGAUAUAUUUGCCCUGGUUAGAGAGUUAUAGUAAAUAUGCACAUGCCUACUAAGAUGGUUAAUAUCCAUAAAAAAAUGAUGAUAAGGGACUCAAGCAUCAUUUUAUCAUAUUAGUAGCCCUGUGCUUCUUAAAAGGAAGCCGAUAAUGUUUUCAAAAUCCCACUGAAUUGUAUUAAUCUUUUGAACUGUGCAAAAUGUCAGUCAUUAUAAUAAUUUCUUGUUGCGUAUUCAUGUGAAAGCACAAUCCUUUAGCCAGUUAUGGACCACCAGUGUUGAAGAAUCAUGUGUCCUGAACCAUUGUAAAUGUAGCUCAGAUAAUCCAAUCAAAGUGUGCUGAUGGCCAUUCAAUGUCCUGAUAAUGGGAUGUUAUGAAAGGUGACCGAUCCAACGCAUCUCCUCCGCUUCUCAGAAAACAUGAGGAGAAUUGGGGUCAGAGGUUCACGAGAAAAGACCAGCCUCUCGGCUCCAUCUGUCUGCCCUCUGAUUCCAAUGAGAAAAAAUAGCAUGUAUUGUUACAAAAUGGAUUUUGGCUCUUCUAAAUGAUGCUCUCUUUGGAUUCAUGUGGAGAUAAAUUACAGUGGGACAAGUGUGAAAAAAGCGUUCAAAAACAAAAUAACAUAACCCAGCCUUUAUUCUCUGUUGUUGUGAACAUGAUCAUGUUGAAACCCUUUUCUCUUAUCUUGCAGAGUGACUCAGACCUAUGACGCUGGCGCAUGUGUUUACUUCUACUUUGCCUUCAACUACAGAGGACUGGCGGAUCCAGUACACACAUAUGAACAAGUGGAGGUAAAUCUAUGGCGCACUCCAAAUCUGUACUAGUUACCCACUCAGAGACAUGCAUCAUAUCUGACCUGAAACUCUACCCCUGUUACCACUCAGGAGGAUAUAUACAACCAUAGUUAAGAGUGAUGAUAGUCAUAGUGAAAUAAUGGGUUAAUUGAUGCAUUGAUUGACGUGUGUUGUCUAUUGUCUGUUCCUAGCAUGCUGCCAGAGAGGAGAUCCUAGCCAAUGGAGGAAGCCUCUCGCACCACCAUGGAGGUAUAGUCAUGUGAACAUCCCUACAUCUAGCCGUUUCAGCAUGCUUUGGCACCGUUUCUUCAUAUCAACACCUACAAAUUGAUAAUAUUGACCUGGCUCCUCACUUAAAGAGGUGGAUGGCAGGGCAGUGGUUUAAAGUCACAUUAGGGUAGUCUGACAGGCGCUUUAGGUGUGCUACUCUAUGGAAGUAAGCAGGCACAGAGUCUUUUGAAAACCUCUGUUUUGGCUAGGAGGAGAUCUUUCAUUGCUUCCUUGGCGCGUCCAAACUUUCCCACAGUGCAGACAAAUGAGUCUGCCUUGGCUCUUUGUUCAUUUCACCACGGGGCAAAUGAAACGUGAGCAGGGGAGGGAGGGGAAAAACGACUCUGUGGUGCCCUAUCAGGACUAACCGAAAUGGCUACCUUACCUUAUCUAUAUUGGCAUCCGCCUGGCCGUUUUCAUACAUCACUUCAGGCUAUUCAUCAUGCCUGUCAAAAACAGCAUGCAGUGAAUCAGCUGCGAUAUUAAAUCACAAUUUCUCCUAAAGGUGGGGAAGGUUAAAAAUUAAAAGAUUGCUAAUACAAGAAGGCAAUGGGCCAGGGUAAAUGAUGCCAGUGUUAUCGCCCGGUAUUUACUGACCUCCAAACGGUGGGCCAGCCGGCCACCCGGGGCUGAGUAGGGAUGUGUGGGGCCGGGGGGAGAGGAGGGGAUAUUGAUGCAGCUUCUCGGUGCGAGGCCCACUCUGUAAUUGUGAUUAAUAACAGCUGGGUCUGCUAUCUGAGCGCGGACAGGCCGGUUUGUCUGCCCACAAUCACUGCGUGACAAAUGGAGCUAGUUUCACUGGGUUUUGUGUAUCAAAGAAAACAGAUGUAGUCUGGGAAGGCGAGGUGGGAGGCCACCGCAGGAAAUAUACAUUUUUCUAACCUGUGUUUACACCAGGUCAGGCUGCACAGGGUGUGUGUGUGUGGAGUGGCUGUGGGUGAGUGGUGUGUGUGGAACUCCCAAUCCCCAGUUCUCCACUACCCAUCCCUGCAGCUCAAUACACUCUGCUACAACACUCAACUACAUUUUUACACAAAUAUAUGUGGACUGGAUAUGACUGGUCGGUUUUAGUACAUUUUAGAAGUAAUCACAUAUCAUCCAUUCAUUACAAGAUGUUGUAAUGUUUUGUUGUUCUAGCCCCGAUGUUUAGCACUAGGUGGUCACUGUUGCAUCAGAGUAGAAUGUAAAAGGAAAUGUAAUGUUUUAGCAGGAGCAGAGCUGUUGAACACCAGUCAGGUUGAGAGUCAGAAACAGCACACAGCCCUGGUCCUUCAGACACUCACUCCACUGGACUUGGGUCUGUUCAUAUCAGAGACACAUAGGGCCACUACACUACCCUCUCUUUCAUGUCCUGGUCCCCAUUUGUCAAAACAGGCCAGUACACAGAGAGAUGGAGCGCUAGAGAGAGAGCGCGCUAGAGAGAGAGAGCACUAGAGAGAUGGAGCGCUAGAGAGAGAGAGCGCUAGAGAGAGAGAGAGCACUAGAGAGAUGGAGCGCUAGAGAGAGAGAGUGCUAGAGAGAGAGAGUGCUAGAGAGAGAUGGAGCGCUAGAGAGAGAGAGCGCUAGAGAGAGAGAGCGCUAGAGAGAGAGAGCGCUAGAGAGAGAGAGCGCUAGAGAGAGAGAGCGCUAGAGAGAGAGAGCGCUAGAGAGAGAUGGAGCGCUGAGAGAGAUGGAGCGCUAGAGAGAGAUGGAGGCUUAGAGAGAGAGAGAGUGCUAGAGAGAGAGGAGCGCUAGAGAGAGAGAGCGCGAGAGAGAGAGAGCGCUAGAGAGAGAGAGCGCUAGAGAGAUGAGCGCUAGAGAGAGAGAGCGCUAGAGGAGAGAGAGCGCUAGAGAGAGAGAGGCUAGAGAGAAGAGCGCUAGAGAGUAGGAGCGCUAGAGAGAGAGAGCGCUAGAGAGAGGCAGAGAGCUGGGCUAGAGAGAGAGAGCGCUAGAGAGAGAGAGCGCUAGAGAGAGAGAGCGCUAGAGAGAUGGAGCGCUAGAGAGAGAGAGGUAGAGAGAGCUAGGAGAGAUGAGGAGAGCGCUAGAGAGAGAGAGCGCUAGAGAGAGAGCGCUAGAGAGAGAGAGAGCGCUAGAGAGAGAGAGAGCGCUAUAGAGAUGGAGCGCUAUAGAGAUGGAGCGCUAUAGAGAUGGAGCGCUAGAGAGAGAGAGCGCUAGAGAGAGAGAGCGCUAGAGAGAGAGAGAGCGCUAGAGAGAGAGAGCGCUAGAGAGAGGAGAGAGCGCUAGAGAGAGAGAGCGCUAGAGAGAGAGAGCGCUAGAGAGAGAGAGAGCGCUAGAGAGAGAGAGCGCUAGAGAGAGAGAGCGCUAGAGAGAGAGAGCUAGAGAGAGAAGCGCUAUAGAGAGAGGAGCGCUAGAGAGAGAGAGAGCGCUAGAGAGAGAGAGCUAGAGAGAGAGAGAGCUAGAGAGAGAGAGAGCGCUAGAGAGAGAGAGAGCGCUAGAGAGAUGGAGCGCUAGAAAGAGAGAGAGCGCUAGAGAGAUGGAGCGCUAGAGAGAGAGAGAGCGCUAUAGAGAUGGAGCGCUAAGAAGAGAGAGACGAGAGGAGAGCGCUAUAGAGAUGGAGCGCUAGAGAGAGGAGCGCUAGAGAGAGAGAGAGCGCUAUAGAGAUGGAGCGCUAGAGAGAGAGAGAGCGCUAGAGAGAGAGAGCGCUAUAGAGAUGGAGCGCUAGAGAGAGAGAGUUGCAAGGCUCUCAGCUCAGUCUAUAGCAGGCAGGCAGCUUCUCCUGACCAUGUGACUCUAUAGAAUGCCGGCCUAAUGCCGCCAGUCAACUGCACUACUACAUAGGUCACCGAGUAGCGCAGUUGGAAACCAAGAAAAAUGAGUUUAAUUAGCUUAUUUUCCGUUCAUUAGCCAUAGCUCUCGUUGGUGUGCCGUCUCCCAGUGGUACACAGAAAUAUCCGCUGUUUCUAGGCCUCAGUGUUUCUCUUUCUCAUUCAUUUCCAAAGUAAGUGCCUGCCUGACUGCUGUAUGGCUAAACCCAGGGUAGAUUGAUUGCAAUAGCAGGCGAAAAGGAGGGAAAAUGACAAGAUAGAUGUGUAAAUUAUCACUGUGAUGGAGGCAAUGAUGCAGUCCCAGCACCUUCUGUUUUCUCUCCUUCCUGAGUGGAGGGAGGGAUGGAGGUGGGAUGAGGGAGGGGAGGAGGAGGGAGGAGGAGGAGAGAAGCCCACUUUGUUAGUUAUUGGGUAGCAGCGGAUUGGGUGACUGACUGGUCCCACUGUCACCAUCUGGGGGUGUGUGGUGUGUCCCCCCCUGUCUGUCCUGUCUUGUCAGGAGACGACCCUCUGUGGCCCCAUGGCUGAUUUCCAUCUGUAUACCCUGGCUGCUCCGCCUCGGCGUCACUGAUAACAUGGCGCCCGCCCAUCUCCCCAAGCCUCCCCAUGCUCCAGGUCUCAGUCGGCCCCCUUUCCUCAUCUCCCCCCGUUAACAUGGGAGGCUGGACUGGCUCUCCUCAAUGCCAGUGACGUAGAGACAGGGUGGGGCGUUUUUAUUUUGCUCUGUUAAAUUUGUCAGCGUACUCUUAUCUAAUCUCCGAUGGUUAUAUCUGUGCACUACCUGCAGUAGCUUGAGCUCCCAAAGUAUGUACUCACUCUGUUUCAGUGGCACCUGUUGAAGAUCAUUCCAUUAUCAGGGCCAUUUUUAGACUAGUGGAAAAAGAUAGAUGUGUGUACUUUUCCAAGAAAGUACGACCUUACGCUUGAUGUUUACCCAGAGCAAACAGACUGCUGGGUUCCCCCUCUUCAAAGGCACAAUCUCGCUUUCAGAUUGACUGGUUUCCUCAACUUCUUUUUUGUUCGUUAUUUACUUACUAAAUGAAUUGUGUGUUAUCAGACAAAAGGAGUGAGGUUUCUGUGACCUGUUGUCAUGAUUGAGAACAUUGUCAUUAUAAAUCUGAUAGUGGAUCGAAUGCUACUGUAGCAUUUUCAAUGUGGAGCAGCAUUUUUGUAAGUCCCAUGAAUGCUCCUUGUUUCCAGCCAUGCUCUGGUCAGUGUUAGGGCCUUGGUGUUGACUGUGUGCCAGGGACCAGUGAGAACCUGUCCAUCUCCCAGAGGCUCCAGACUCACUACUGUGGGCCUGGCAGGACUGGGGGGCUCUGAAGUGUGUCUGUCUGUCUGGACAGCUGGCAGAGCACUGGUCUGGGCACCCUGGCCAGGCCCGGCCCAUACUGUGCCAGCUCCUCAGCAGGAGCCUCCUCAUAGUGGCCUGCAGCCAGCACCAUGACAGAGGACCAUUGUGUCCCCACGCCACCAGCACAGUCAGUGGCCAGGGUCAGAAGGAAGGCGGUGUGUGUGGAGCAGGCGAGCGUGGCACACUUGGCCUUUAGGGCUGUGCUGGUCAGCCUGAGGAGAACACCCACCCCACACACCGUGGGGGGGAGGAGAAUGAUAAGGUAGUGGAAGCCUGCUCGGGGAACGAGUGAGUGAGGGAGGGAGAGCGAGGCAGAGCGGGGCGUGCAUGCGGCGGCCAGCCGGCACCUCCUCUCCUCAGGGAACACACAGGGCCUAAUGAGUUUGAUAGUCUGCUGGGCUCCAUAAAUCAUGCCAUGCAAAACAUUUCUCCUCUCUGAAUAAAAGCAUUUAUCACCCUCUGUUUAUUCACUCACUCUCACAAGAUUGAUUGGUUCCCAGCAGCCUGCUGAGCAAUCAGGCAUGCUGAUUUCUCCUUUCUCCUUUCUUUGUGUUUAUUUUUGUCUUCUCUCUCUCUCUCCAGUUGGGAAACUUCGGAAGGAGUGGAUGAAGGAGAGCAUCUCCAACGUGGGUGUCGGGAUGCUCAAGUCCGUCAAGGAUUAUGUGGACCCAGAUAACAUUUUCGGCAACCGAAACCUCCUCUAAUUUACUUCAUGCUUUGUUUUCCACCUUUAUCUUCACACCUUUUCUAACAGCCUCUCGUGCAAUUGGAUUAAUGGUUACUAAAAUUAGAAAUGUAAUGAAAAGAAAUAUAAAUGUUUUUCUCCUUCUGUAUGACUUGAAGAGUUGAGCUGUCAUUAUCAGAUGUGGUUCCAUUCCUAGCCUGUAUGUCUGGUUAUUGAGGAAAGCAUAAGCUUAUCACCUUUCACUUUCCUUGCAUUACAUUAUAUUGCACGUUGUAACAAUAAUCAUUAAUUAUUCAUUUUGAAGAUCAUUGCAUCAAGGCCUCAGUCCUACUAACUAUAGUACUGUAAAUGUGUACUGUUGAUCGUUUCAGUCACAUGUACAACACGCCAUAGGAAUGGCCUUUCAUGAUGCAGGCUAACUUUUGUGAUCCCGUGUUCGCCAUUUAUUCAUUAAUUAAUUGUUUCCUAGUAUUUUUGCCAACUUCAUUAACUACAUUUUUAUUUGUACACAUUGUUUAUUCACCUGUGUUUGGCACUACUUUAGCAGUAAGUUUGAGAUGAAUACGCUCUCUAUAUCCCUGUGCCUUUCUGAAGAUGUCUGCCUUCUCCCUUUCCUCCACACAUACUCCACGUGCAAUGUUACCAACUGUGGAAGCUUGACUGCUUUGUCUUUUUAUGGCAUCCUGUUUCUUCCCUAAUAAUGUCCAUGCCUUCAUUAGAGAUUUCUCUUUUUCCAGUUGGUCUUUGUUUCUCAACUCAAGCCCUCAUGCCUUUUUGUUAUUACUUAGAAUUAUUCAUUAUUGCCGCAGGAUAUGUGUAUUUUGUUUGGAUCUAAACGUGUACCUACCAAGGAGGAUUUACAUUAUGCUUGAAUGGUGCCUCUACUGAAAAUGGACCUCAAGGUUCAAAUGUCCCUACCCUAAAACCUUAACCAUUACGUUUAAAAAACGGUCAUUGAAGAAACUAGGACAAGGUUAGAUGAUGCACCUAUCAACUCAUAUUUUUUGUUUUUUAAUAGAUUUUUCUGUUUUAGAUUUUAACCUAGUAUGUUCUUUGCCUGUCAUCUAGAGAGUUCAGUUUGUGGACAAAGCCAAUGUACUUGGAUCAUACAUGCUUUAGUGUUAACAGGUUACAGACGACUGAAUCCCAAUGCCCAUGUUUGUACCAAAGACUUUUCACAACCCUUUCACCAUACAGACCAUGCAAACAUACUGAAUGUAUAUGUUUGUACAUGCUGUAUAUUUAAAUAUAUGGGACAUGAAUACAUUUAGUAUUACAUUAACACUUACAGUACCAUUCAAAAGUUUGGA